This is a messenger RNA of Adineta steineri, 1464 nucleotides long. Lineage: Eukaryota; Metazoa; Rotifera; Eurotatoria; Adinetida; Adinetidae. The record is from the annotation of a GenBank genome assembly.
AUGAGUGACAAUAAUUUAACAUUAUUACAUCAUAAUGAGUAUGACUCAAUUUCAAAUCAAGAUGAAACUUUAAGUUCACUUAUCUUUUUUACGAUUGUUUAUGUUCUUGUACUUAUAUCUGGUCUUAUUGGCAAUUUUAUUGUCUUAUAUGUUAUAUUAAAAAAUAAUGAUUUAAAACAUUUUACAAAUUAUUUUUUUGCCAACUUAAGUGCAGCAGAUGUAUUUGUACUUUUAUUUUGUAUACCAACUGCUAUACAUGAUAUUUGGGCAAAAGAUCAAUGGUAUAUGGGAAAAUUUUUUUGUUUGAGUAAUCAAUAUAUUGAAAGUUGUGCAACAAGUGUCUCUUCAUUGACAAUAACAGCAAUAAGUUUUGAACGUUUUAUUGCAAUAUGUGAACCAUUUAAAGUUCAUGAUAUAUUCAAUGAAACAUUAACUUUAACUACUAUUUGUUUAAUAUGGGCUAUAGGUCUUAUAUUUUCUUUACCAUUUUUAAUUUUUGCUGUUUAUGAUUCAUCAUUUAAUCCAACUGAUUCAUUAAAUGAUACAUCAAAUCUUCUAACAGUUUGUCAAUUAAAUGCUAAUUCAAGUACAGCACGUGCUUGUAUAACAUGGUUCAUUGUUGUACUUAUAUUUAUCCCAUUUUUUGUUUUAAUAUUUAUAUAUGCACGUAUUAUACUUGAAUUAGCUCGUCAUCGUGCAUUAAGUUUAACAGCUAUAACAAAAACUCAACAACAACAACAAUCAUAUGAUGAUGAAACAAAUAGUUUGAAUGGUGGUUUAACAUCGAAUAUUGAUAAUCAACAAUCACAUUCAUUUCUUGCUUAUAAACGUUUUGAACAAAAACGUCUUAAUACAGUUAUUAUUUGUGUUGUAACUGUAGCUUUUUUCGCAUGUCAAUUUCCUGUACGUAUUAUUCAAUUAAUUGAUAUGUAUGGACGUGUAAGAAAUGAAGAAAUAAUGGGACAUUUAACAUGGAUAUGGUUAUGGAAAUUAUCAAAAUUACUUUUUUUUCUCAAUUUUACAGCAAAUCCAAUUAUUUAUAAUAUAUUAUCAACGAAAUUUCGUCGUUCAUGUCGACGUCUUUUUCAAAUUCAUCGUUCAAUAAGUGCAAUAUCAAAUUCAUCACGUAAAGCAAGUAUAUCAUCCUAUCUUUAUUCAAGUAUAUAUAAGAAAAGUCGACGACAAAGUAGUUUACGUAAUAAUCCAAAUCUUAUAAAUCAAAAUUAUCGAUUAAAUAAAAAAUUAAGUUUAAAACGAAAUAUUGUUGAUUCAAAUCCAAUGAUUUCAUUAAUGAAUAAUAAUAUUAAUAAACCGAUUAUUUAUAAUGAUAGUGAAAGUCGAGAUCUUGUUACAAUUGGAAGUAAUGAAGAAAUUCCCACAACAACAAUAAUAAAUAAUACAAAACGUUCACAACAUAUAUUUCAAGUAUUAAAUGAAGAAGAAGAUGAAAAUACUAUUGAAUAA